Messenger RNA from Harpia harpyja (harpy eagle), 2622 nucleotides. It is a transcript of the gene SLCO2A1, whose product is annotated as solute carrier organic anion transporter family member 2A1. Lineage: Eukaryota; Metazoa; Chordata; Aves; Accipitriformes; Accipitridae. Gene Ontology annotation, molecular function: prostaglandin transmembrane transporter activity; protein binding. The coding region runs from base 145 to 2058 and encodes 637 amino acids. Gene Ontology annotation, cellular component: membrane. The transcript has 14 exons. The record is from RefSeq and is a predicted model, not a curated record. Gene Ontology annotation, biological process: sodium-independent organic anion transport; prostaglandin transport; transmembrane transport.
UUGCGCUCAGGCUGCCUGCCUCACUCCCAGGCUUGGAGGGUUUUCAGAUCGGACUGUGCGGGCUGCCAGUGGUGGGACAGGCCAGAGAGGGACGGGAGCCCACACACAGCCCAGCUAUUUGGGGCUCCCCAGGAAGCCCCCACAAUGGGAGUCCACCCCGAAGCUGGCAAAUCCCCAGCUGACGUCCCCAAAAGGUCCGGCACCUGCUCCCGGAGUAUCUUCUGCAACAUCAAGGUGUUUGUGCUGUGCCACGGGCUUCUCCAGCUCUCCCAGCUCCUCUACAGCGCCAACUUCAAGAGCAGCCUCACCACCAUUGAAAAGCGCUUUGGGCUCUCCAGUCUCUCUUCGGGUUUCAUCUCCAGCUUGCACGAGAUUGGCAACGUGGUCCUCAUCAUCUUUGUCAGCUACUUCGGCAGCCGAGUUCACCGCCCGCGGGUGAUUGGCAUGGGGGGGCUGCUGCUGGCGCUGGGAGCAUUCCUGGUUACCCUGCCCCACUUCCUAUCAGACCCCUACGAAUACACCACGCUUAGCACCGGUAACAAAAGCCAGGUCCAGGCUGAACUCUGCUAUGCAGAGAAUAAGUUUGUGUGCCCGAAAGCCACCCAGGAUCCCCAGAAGGAGGCCAGCAGCAUAUGGGCAAUGAUGGUCAUCGCCCAGCUGCUGGCUGGAAUUGGGACAGUUCCCAUCCAGCCCUUUGGGAUAUCCUACGUAGAUGACUUUGCAGAAGCAAACAAUUCCCCGCUGUAUGUCGCCAUCCUCUUUGCCAUUGCCGUGUUCGGCCCUGCUUUUGGAUACUUGCUGGGGUCUGUGGUGCUGCGGCUCUUCGUGGAUAUUGGAAGAGUUGACAUGGCUACAGUGGCCCUGACACCGAGGGACCAGCGGUGGGUUGGAGCGUGGUGGCUGGGACUGCUGAUCUCCUCAGGCUGCUUGGUGCUCACAUCCAUUCCUUAUUUUUUUUUCCCUCGGUACAUGCUGAAAGGAGAGGACCCAAACAUGGAGGCUGGCAUGCUCAGGAAGAUGGAGAAGGGGGUGGCUGAAGAAACCUCCCUGCUGGAAUUUAUAAAAAGAUUCCCAAAGAUCUUCCUCAGGCUGCUCCUCAACCCCCUCUUCAUCCUCCUGGUGCUGGCUCAGUGCAGCUUCUCCUCAGUCAUUGCGGGUCUGGCCACCUUCCUCAACAAGUUCCUGGAGAAGCAGUACGGUGCCUCCUCCUCGUACGCCAACUUUCUCAUAGGAGCCGUGAACCUGCCAGCAGCAGCGCUCGGGAUGCUCUUAGGAGGAAUCAUCAUGAAACGCUUUGCCUUCUCCCUCCGGGCCAUCCCCCGGUUUGCUGUGGUGGUGCUCGUUUUUUCCAUCCUCAUCUGCCUGCCCAUUUUCUUCAUGGGCUGCUCCACAGGGCGCAUCAAUGGGAUCUACCCCCCCAGUACAUUGAGUUCCCAGCAGCAGGUUAAGACGCCGAGUGGGUGCCACUGCUCUGAGCACAUCUUUCACCCAGUGUGCGGCGAAAACAACGUGGAGUACCUCUCCCCCUGCUUCGCUGGCUGCACAAACAGCACUGCUAAUUCUUCCACUCCCAAACAAGUGAUCUACAAGAACUGUUCCCUGAUCCCUGGUGGGAACGGGCUGUCCUCUGCCAAGACAGGCUCCUGUCCACUCAGCUGCUCCCACAUGCUCCUUCCUGCCAUAUUCCUUAUCUCUUUUGCUGCUCUGGUAGCCUGCCUGUCCCACAACCCCCUCUACAUGAUGGUUUUACGGGUGGUGAACCAGGAUGAGAAGUCGUUUGCCAUCGGAGUCCAGUUCUUACUAAUGAGGCUGCUGGCAUGGCUGCCGGCUCCGGCCAUGUUCGGUGCCCUCAUCGACUCCUCCUGCAUCUACUGGCAGAAGCAGUGCACCCAGCGCCGGUUCUGCGCCUACUACAACAAUGACUUCCUCCGCAACAGAUACCUGGGGCUACAGGUGGGCUACAAGGUGGUGGGCACCAUCCUUCUCGCCCUCAUCAGCUGGAAAGUGAAGAGGAGCAAGGAGUACAACGUGCAGGAGAAGGCAGCGGGGCUGGUGUAGCCCACCCAAGGACUGACUCUGCACACCCCAUUACCCACUGCCAGUACUUUUUGUCUUUUUUGGGUUUGUUUUUCCUCCUAAGGGAGCGACUUCACCUUAGCAGCUCUGAGCUCCUCUCCUGCAGCCCGCGGCACCGUCAUGCUCCUGGCGAGGGAUGCUCCAUGCCAGCCCCCUCCUGGGACUGGCUCCUCCCAGGCUUUCCAGCCGCACCUUGCCCAUCGCUUUGGGGAGGGGGCAGCCCCCCACUACCUGGAGCAGGAGGCAGACAGGGGCUGGAGUGCAGCCCCAUCCCAUAUACGCGGAGAGGUGCCUGCUGUGGGCGAUGGUCCCCGCUCCGACGUGACAUUUCCAGAUGGGUAAUGCCCUCCAGGCUGGGACAGGAGCAGGGGAGAUGGCUGCCAACCCUGUGGGGCUGCCCCAUGUCCCCCCCCCAUCCGCACCCCUCGCAGAGGUCAGCGUGGACACAGCAUACAUAUUGUGAAAAGUUAUCACUAGGAGUUUAUUGCAGAACAUUUGGGGGUUUGUUGCUCUUUUUUUUUUUUUAAAUAAAGGUCACUUUUCCAA